Messenger RNA from Eriocheir sinensis (Chinese mitten crab), 4611 nucleotides. RefSeq lists its product as uncharacterized. The record is from RefSeq and is a predicted model, not a curated record. Gene Ontology annotation, molecular function: serine-type endopeptidase activity. The transcript is spliced from 12 exons. NCBI's taxonomy places the organism in Eukaryota, Metazoa, Arthropoda, Malacostraca, Decapoda, Varunidae. Bases 237 to 4151 code for a protein of 1304 amino acids. Gene Ontology annotation, biological process: protein processing. Gene Ontology annotation, cellular component: Golgi membrane; trans-Golgi network.
GCAUAACACCUUUCACGCGCGAUGUUAGAAAUAAUAAUAAAAAAGCCACCCUUGGAUAUUCCCAACGAAAUACCGAAAAAUUAAAACGCUCCGUACGAAAAUAAUAAAGUACCGUCCCCGGAGCAAGACUGGCGGCGCGGCGCCCGGCCCGCCAGACCCAGACCCAAUGUUUGUUGUGGUGGCGGCGAGGGGGCGUCUGCAGGCACGGCACGGCACGACACGGCACGCCACGUAGCAUGGCACCACCACCCCGACACGCAGCCACACAGGUGAGGCGCAGCGGCCCCGGGUGGUGGGCAGGCCGCGGGGGGCGGGGGGCAAGGCGUGAGGCACAGCCGGGAGUGCCCGCGGGUCAGGACGUGUGUGCGGUGCGCGGCGGGCCGAGCGUGGCGGCGGUGUUGAGCUGGACGGAGUACGUGAUGAAGGCACAAGGACUCCCAUCUUCUAAGGAGCCUCCCGCAGCCUUCCCUCGUCAUCCCUCCCUCCCCUUACCCUCCCUCUCCCCUCUCCUCACCCUCUCACCUCCUCCCACUCCCCCCUCUCCUCCCAUUCCCUCCCCUAUGCAUACCUCCUCCCCCUUUCCCUUCGUUCGUCUUUCCUUUUCUUCCUCCCCCUCCUCCUCCUCCUCCUCCUCCUCCUCCUCCUUUUCCUCUUCCUUCUCUGCUGUUCAUUCCUCUCAGCUUCUUUCUUCUUGUUCUCAUUGUUGUCAUUGUUCCUCCUCCUCCUCCUCCUCCUCCUCCUGCUCUUUGUCACUCCACUCAUCACCUCAUUCCCUUAAACUACCACUAUCAUCACCACCACUAUAUCACCACCACCACUAUCCACCACAACAACCACCACCACCUCCACCACACUAUUUCAUCUCACACACCACAUCACCACCACCACCACCAAUGCCAACACCAAGUCAUCACCACCAUACCUCAUCACACACACAUAACAUAAAACCACCACCACCACCACCACCAUUACUAAUACACAAACACGCAUUCACACCACUACCACUACCACACACAUUGUCACUAUGGACCAUCUUAACCUUCAUACUAAUACUCAUUACCUACUUAACACCCACACUAGCCUGCACCACUGACGCCAGGCACUGUGGAGACCUACACUUACCUCGCGGGCAAAACAUACACUCUCUAGCAUGGGUUAUUGAGCUCGCAAAGUCCGACAACUGUGAAAUAACCCAGAUUCUCAAGGACUUCAAGCUGAGACAGAGACAGAUGGAAGUUACAGAGGGAGGAGAAGUUGAGGAAGGAUUUUACUGUGGAAGAGAGACACCCCACCAGCUGAUCCUUCUUAAAGAGCUGUUGCCAUUUGAGAAUAUGUUCCUAGUCGCUCAUCCCUUCUUUAAACUCUUCUCUCGGCACCAGAAGAGGAUCAGGGAGCAUCGCCGUAGGGUUAGGGACGUAAGGGUUCACCACCAUCAACAUCGCCGCCGCUAUGCCACUCACUCUCAUCACCAUCAUUCAUCACCACACAGAACUAAACGUCGUAAUCGCCUUUCACCACAUCACUAUUUUUCAUCACCAUACAAUACCACAUAUAAUCAUUCGCUUCCACAUAACAUCACACAUCACUACUAUGACUCACCACACCACACUCAUUCACCACCACACAGAGCCAAACACCAGUCAUCCUCACCAUACAGUAAUCUUCAAACAUCACCACACACCACCACCUCAUCCACACCACACAACACCAAACCCUACCAGUCAUCACCAUCACACAUUCACCUUUCACCACCACCGCCCACACCGCUGGAGAGGGCCGCCACGUUCCUGAGGGUGGAGAGGUGCGUGGAGGCAUACCUGCGUUCCCACCCCUGCAUCGCUUAUGUCCACCAGGAGGUUCUGAAGCCCAGGAAGAAGCGCAGCAACCUCAAGUUUGAUGACCCGCUCUACGUUGAACAGUGGCACCUGAAAAACCCUGUGCGUGGCCAGUACGACAUCAACGUGGCCAGCGUGUGGGAGAGUGGCAUCACCGGGCGCGGCGUCACCGUGUGCGUGAUCGACGAUGGACUGGAGUGGCGACACCCAGACCUGCGCAACAACUACAGUCCAGCCGGCUCCUACGACCUCAACGCUGAUGACCCCGACCCCUCGCCUGUCAAGAAUGGAGAGCGCAACGAACAUGGAACGCGGUGUGCCGGGGAGAUCGCAGCGGUGGCCAACAGUGUGUGUGGCGUGGGCGUGGCGUACCAGGCCAACAUAUCCGGCAUUAGGGUCCUCGGCGAACGCAUGACGGACUCCAUGGAGGCUGCCGCGUUCGUUCAGGGGCUGGCGGUCAAUGAUAUAUACUCCUGCAGCUGGGGUCCGGACGAUGACGGGCGCACAGUGGAUGGGCCGCACCACCUGGCGGGGCGGGCGCUGCAGCAUGGGGUGACCUACGGCAGGGGUGGCUACGGGGCCGUCUAUGUCGUGGCCUCGGGCAACGGUGGACGCAACAAGGACAACUGUAACUUUGACGGGUAUGCCAACUCGGUCUUCACAGUGACCAUCGGGGCUGUGGACUCGCAUGGCCGCAUGCCCUACUACGCCGAGGAGUGCGCCGCCAUGCUGGCCGUCACCCCGAGCUCCGGCAGCAAGGGGAAGGACAUUGUCACUACCGACUGGCGGGAGAUCAGUGAGUCCGGCUGCACCAAACACCACUCAGGGACCUCCGCCGCCGCCCCCCUCGCUGCGGCUGUCAUCGCACUGGCCUUGGAGGUGCAGCCCUGUCUGUCCUGGAGGGAUGUGCAGCACCUCAUUGCCCUCACGUCAAGGAAGAUCGACGCCACUAACCCCGACUGGUCUCCUAACGGCGCGGGUCUCCACCACUCCCACCAACAUGGCUUUGGACUCAUGGACGCGGCCGCCAUGGUCUCCUCGGCUGCUGUGUGGGAGUCCGUGCCUUUCUCCACCACCUACUCCACACACCCCAUGCUGGUCGGCGCCGUCAUCCCCCCCGAGAGGAUGCAGGGGCUGACAGUGCGGCACCAGGUGGACCGAGACACCCUGGGGUCAUACGCCCUCACCACCCUGGAGUUUGUGCAGGUGCGGGUGACAGUGGAGCACCAGUACCGGGGGAGCCUCAAGAUCAUCCUCAUCUGCCCCAGUGGUACGCGGUCCACCCUCGCCGCCCCCAGGGAGGCCGACAACUCCACCAAGGGCCUGAGUGACUGGGCGCUGGGGACGGUGCGGUGCUGGGGGGAGGACCCGGCGGGGGUGUACCAACUCACCCUGACCCAGACGCGACACCAGCACCUCACUGGCCGCCUCCUAUCCUGGCGCCUGGUGCUGCACGGCUCACCCAUGGCCCUGCAGGAGUUCCAGGACAGGCGAAAGCUGGUGGAGCGGGCGCGGCGGGGGGAGGUGAUCCACGUUAACAGGAGCACCCUCUGCCACCCCCCGGAGCUGAGGUUCAAGCCCUUCCACCCCCUGCCGGAGAAGUGGCUAAAGGUCCUCGCCGUCACCUCCCUCUUCCUGCUGGUCAUGAUCGCCUUCAACACCCUCGAGUACAUCUUCUGCUACAACGACGAGAAGGAGAAGUUCUACCGGCGGCUGAAGGACGUGGCGGCUGGCCGGGCGCUCCACCACCGCCGCAACGCUUCCGGAGCACCUCGGCGGGGGGCGGCGGAUGUGGCGGCUGGCGGCUACCGAAGCGUGGAGAUUGGCGUGGAUAGCGACAGCGGAGGCGGCGGGGAAUACGAGAUACUUCCACUUAUGAAUAACGGAAGGGCUUGCGGUGGAGAGGGUGGAAGAGGGGGUAGUAGGGGGGGGUUGGCGUCCCCCUCCCCGUCGUGCGAUGCGGAUGUCUCGAGUUUAGGCGGCGAUGAGGAUGACUCGGAUGAGGACAAUCUCUCGUCACACUGCACCAGCGACACGGUUCUGCCGAAGGACACGGAUGCGACAGACUUCACCAAUGACGAGUUUAUGUCCGAGGUGGAUGACGAGAGGCAUGGCGGAGUUGGUGGAGGCGGAGGUGGUGAUAGUGGUGGUGUUUUGUUACUUGGCGAGGAAGAAGUGGUAGUGGAGGGUAGUGUUAGUGGGAGUGGAGGUGGUGGGAUGUUACUUGGUGGAGGAGAGGUGGAGAAGAAGGAGGAAGAGGAGGAGGAGGAGGAGAGUAUCAGUGAGGAGGUUUUAAGGAGAUUUGAAGUUAGGUGAUAUUGUGAGAAGGUAGAGAAAGGAAGAGGAGGAGGAAGAGAAGACAGAUGAAGAAAAUGAAGACUAAAGAAGAGGUGUUGUUAGUGUUAGAUAGAAAAAGAGGAGGAGGAAUAGAGAAGAAAAGAGAUUAGUAGUAGUAGUAGUAGUAGUAGUAGUAGUAGUAGUAGUGAGAAAGAAGAAAAAAAGAUAAAGAGGAGGAAAAAAGGAAAAAUAUAGAGAAGGAAAAAAGAAAAAUAAGAAAGAAAGAAAGGCAUAAAAAAUAGAAAGGGUAGAAGGGUGAGGAAGAAAAGACAUAUAGAAGAAAAAGAAAAGAAAAGUGCAAAGAAGGAAAACAGGGAAGAGAGAGCGAAGAAGAAAACGAAGUACAGUAGAGAAGAAAAAGAGAGAAAGGAAAAUACAACAAAGAAAAUGAGUGUAGAAGAAAAUGGAAGAAGAUGAAUAUGUGAAAAUGUAGAGAAGG